CCGUCGUCGUCGGCUUUCCCUCAUUCCAAAAACCCUAGCCCCUCGCCAAACUGUUCCCUCCUCCGCCGCGAUGGCCUCCGCCGUCCGCCCUCUCGUCACCGUCCAGCCUCUAGAGGGAGACAUGGCCACCGACGGAUCCAACUCCGUCCCCCUUCCCGAUGUCCUCAAGGCCUCGAUACGCCCCGACGUCGUGCGCUUCGUCCACGACAACCUCUCCAAGAACCGCCGCCAGCCCUAUGCCGUCUCCAAACGCGCCGGCCACCAGACGUCCGCGGAGUCCUGGGGCACCGGCCGCGCUGUCUCCCGUAUCCCUCGCGUCCCCGGUGGCGGCACCCACCGCGCCGGCCAGGGAGCGUUCGGCAACAUGGUUCGCGGCGGCCGGAUGUUCGCCCCCACCAAGAUCUGGCGCCGCUGGCACCGUCGUGUCAACGUCAACCAGCGUCGCUUCGCCGUAGUCUCCGCUCUCGCCGCGUCCGCCGUCCCCUCUCUCGUCAUGGCCCGUGGCCACCGCAUCGAGUCCGUCGGCGAGCUCCCUCUCGUUAUAUCCGACUCCGCUGAGGCCGUCGAGAAGACCUCCUCCGCCAUCAAGCUCCUGAAGCAGAUCGGCGCCUACCCCGACGCCGAGAAGGCCAAGGACUCCCACCAGAUCCGCUCCGGCAAGGGAAAAAUGCGCAAUCGCCGCUACGUCUCCCGCAAGGGCCCCCUCGUCGUGUACGGCACUGGGGGAUCCAAGAUCGUCAAGGCUUUCCGCAACAUCCCGGGCGUCGAUGUUGCCAAUGUCGAGCGCCUCAACCUGCUCAAACUCGCCCCCGGUGGUCACCUCGGCAGGUUCAUCAUCUGGACCAAGUCCGCCUUUGAGAAGCUUGACUCAGUGUUCGGGACAUUCGAGAAGCCCUCUGAGAAGAAGAAGGGCUACGUGCUGCCCAGGUCCAAGAUGAUAAAUGCCGAUCUGUCCAGGAUCAUCAACUCCGACGAGGUGCAGUCAGUGGUUAGGCCAAUCAACAAGGAGGUCAAGCGCCGCGCGCUUAAGAAGAACCCGCUGAAGAAUCUGAACACUUUGCUGAAGCUGAACCCCUACGCCAAGACUGCCAGGAGAAUGGCUCUUCUAGCUGAGGCACAGCGUGUUAAGGCCAAGAAGGAGAAGCUCGACAAGAAGAGGACCCAACUCUCUAAGGAAGAAGCUGCUGCAAUCAAAGCUGCUGGGAGGAUGUGGUACAAGACUAUGAUUUCAGACAGUGAUUAUACUGAAUUCGAGAACUUCUCAAAGUGGCUAGGUGUUACUCAGUGAGCAAUGCUACUAGUAGUCAUUUGGUUUCUAGUUCAACUUUGUUGGAAAUUUCCAUCGGAUUUUGUUUUCUAUUUUUAGUUUGUGUUUUGCAUUUGAAUACAAGGUGAUUUGCUAAAAAAAAUAGACCUAGCCCUAUUUGCUCGACAUUAAGGUUAGGGUUCAUAAAUUCAAUCGAAUGUAUGGCUUUUUGGUGUUUUUUUUUUU
This is a messenger RNA of Phoenix dactylifera (date palm), 1492 nucleotides long. Its product is annotated as large ribosomal subunit protein uL4-like. Gene Ontology annotation, molecular function: structural constituent of ribosome. NCBI's taxonomy places the organism in Eukaryota, Viridiplantae, Streptophyta, Magnoliopsida, Arecales, Arecaceae. Gene Ontology annotation, biological process: translation. The record is from RefSeq and is a predicted model, not a curated record. Gene Ontology annotation, cellular component: ribosome.